AUGAUGAUCAAUCAUAUCCUUGAGAUAGAAGAGUGCGAUUUCUUCGUCGCUUGCCCUAACAAGGUCCGCUCUGAUUUCUUCUUCGGUCGACAUUUCUCUGGAGGAGUGAGAUCAUGGAGGAGGGUCAAUCACCUGGCUCCGCGAGAAACCGUGAAGAAAGUUGAGCAGGCAGCUAAAAGGAUGGCUAAGAGUGUUAACUGUGUUAGAGCUGCUACUGUGUAG
This is a messenger RNA of Microthlaspi erraticum, 222 nucleotides long. NCBI's taxonomy places the organism in Eukaryota, Viridiplantae, Streptophyta, Magnoliopsida, Brassicales, Brassicaceae. The record is from the annotation of a GenBank genome assembly.